GUGUAAGGAAGUUCCCCGUUGUAAAGAAGCUAACGCUAGCUAGCUAGUUAGCGCCUGCUGGUGUAGCGCGGUUUGAACCGUGGUGUUAUGGUUGUUUUUGCAAACAACAAGGACUGAUGCCAGCAAUCAAGUGGUUUCGACAAUGAAAGCGGCACACUUAUAUUUGUCUUUGCUCGUUUUUUCUUCGGCCAGUGUGCUGGUUAACGCGUUUGAGCCGUUCACAACCACAGUGGUUCUGGGGAUCGGCGCGGCGCUGGGGCGGACAAUCUACAAUUAUUUACACGAAAGUUGCGAUUCAAAAUGGAUAGGCUUCAAUGCAACAGGUCUGGACGUUGACUUGGAAAACAAAGUGUUUGGACAGCACAUUGGGUCGCGCAUCAUCCUUAAAGCUUUGACUGGAUUCAUGAGUAACGACAACCCGAAGAAGCCCCUGGUGCUCUCUCUGCAUGGACACACCGGCACAGGGAAGAACUUCGUUAGCAAGCUGAUUGCUGACAACAUUUACAAAGAGGGCAUGGACAGCAGCUUCGUUCAUGUUUUCACAUCUGAACUUCACUUCCCACAUGCAAGUAAAUUGGAUACCUACAAGUCUCAGCUACAGCAGUGGAUCAAAGGCAAUGUCAGCAACUGUGAACGCUCCAUGUUUAUCUUUGACGAGAUGGACAAGAUGCAUCCUGGCUUGAUUGACAGCAUAAAGCCGUACCUGGACUACUACGACAAGCUGGAUGGAAUUUCUUAUCGGAAAGCCAUCUUCAUCUUCCUCAGUAAUGCUGGAGGGGAGAGCAUCACGCAGACAGCUCUAGAUUUCUGGAAAGCAGGACGGGAUCGAGAAGAGAUCGAGCUUAAAGACCUGGAAACGUUGCUCUCUCUUUCAGUUUUCAACAACAAGAAUAGUGGCUUGUGGCAUACAAGUUUGAUUGACAAGAACCUGGUGGACUUUUUCGUCCCGUUCCUGCCUCUGGAGUACCGGCACGUCGUCCAGUGUGCCAUGGCCGCGAUGAAAGCCAAAGGACUUGAGCCGGAUAAGAACGUGGCAGAGCAGGUGGCCAAAGAUGUAAACUAUUUCCCCAAAUCUGAGAGAGUGUUCUCCGUCAAAGGCUGUAAGACGAUAGAGAACAAGUUGCACUACUACACAUAAUGUCAGCAUCUGACGGACACUCGGAUGCCGACGUUAUCCUCCACUAUGUGCACUUUUUAAAAAAGAGAAACACUCUCCGCCUAGUAAUUAAAGCGAGGAUGUCAAGCUGACUGAACUCUGAGGACGGAGGUUACUCUGUCUGACUUUGUGGCCACAUGGAGGACUUCAGCAGGCCUUCUCAAAUGUUGCAUAUUGCUUACACUGAAUGCGGAGGCUGAUGAACGGGAACGGCGCCAGUUGAAUGAAAAAGUAAUAAGACUGGAAUACUAUCCUUUGUAAGUGAUCGAGGGGCUUGAUCCCCGUUUUACACCGCGGUGAGAGUCUCAAAGGCGGUUUUCCUGAGAGCUUCUUAAUGAGUUAACAGGCUGUCCUGUCUGUAAAACGAUGGCAUUUCACUGUUGUGCAUUUGUUUAAUUUUUAUGUGUACUCCAUCAUUUGGAUUACUGAAAAAAAAAAAAAAACAGCCUUAAUUUCUUUUUAAUUAUACAUUUUUAUUUUUGUUUUAUUUUUUAGAUCUACGGAUUUAUUUUACACACGUCCACUGUACAUACAUCUUCAUCAACAGUUAAAUUUGGCCUUAGUAGUCCCCACUCAAAUACAUAAUGCAGAUAACUCUGUUUUAUAUGUCAUAUUGAAAUCAUUAGCCAGAUAUGUUUUCUACACAGUUUAGCCCCACACUUUAGAUAUCCACUUUGGUUAUUAUUAAACAUGUUAGUGUUAUACGUAAGUAAUAUACACUGUUAUUGACAUGGAUGUGUCCAUAGUGAAGUAUUUGUAGAUGUAAUUUAGCCUUUUAGUCACAUUUUGACUGGACUCUGCAGGGUAUUUGUACACUGUGUAUGAACUCAGGAUAGUUCCAAUUAUCGCAAACCACGAUUUUACCAAAACUUAGAUUUUUGUUAUUUCUUAAAAAUCCAGACAGUUCAGGACACCAAUCUCUAACAUUGUAUAUAUCUGAUUGGUUGAUUCCCCAAUUACUUGGAUUUAAAAUUCAGCUAAAAGGCUUCUUUCAAAACACAAAACUGUGUACUAUAUUUAGUCUCUAAAGAGAAGGAGGUCAUAGCUGUGGAAAACUUUGUUGUCGAAGGAAAUGUACUGAUGGUUUCUCAGAAUGUGACGGUUUGCUGUCAGUUUUAACAUUAACAACAAAAAAAGUAAUGAAAUGUUUUUUAUACAAUUGCUCACUGUGAAGGAGCAUUGAUUGUGUGAAUGGAAAGCCAACACUAGCAAGCUUCUCUGCUGUAAACACACCAGACAAACAAAUCAAAUAAAACAUGGCAUUUUCUUAGUGU
Molecule: messenger RNA, 2430 nt
Organism: Etheostoma cragini (Arkansas darter)
Lineage: Eukaryota; Metazoa; Chordata; Actinopteri; Perciformes; Percidae
Product: torsin-1A-like
Exons: 5
Coding region: 143-1138 (331 amino acids)
Biological process (GO): nuclear membrane organization; protein localization to nucleus
Cellular component (GO): endoplasmic reticulum; nuclear envelope; endoplasmic reticulum lumen
Molecular function (GO): ATP binding; ATP hydrolysis activity; kinesin binding
Source: RefSeq, a predicted model, not a curated record